Ipomoea nil (Japanese morning glory) is the source of this 1620-nucleotide messenger RNA. Its product is annotated as 7-deoxyloganetic acid glucosyltransferase-like. The coding region runs from base 63 to 1457 and encodes 464 amino acids. The transcript has 3 exons. NCBI's taxonomy places the organism in Eukaryota, Viridiplantae, Streptophyta, Magnoliopsida, Solanales, Convolvulaceae. The record is from RefSeq and is a predicted model, not a curated record. Gene Ontology annotation, molecular function: UDP-glycosyltransferase activity.
AUAAGCAAUUAGUUGAUUUAGUUGCAUCCCAUGAAUCUCAUCCUUCUUCUCCUCAUGUAAUCAUGUUCCCAUUCCCACUUCCAUCCCACAUCCACUCCAUGCUCAACUUAGCUCAAAUCCUUUGCCUCUCCCAUCUCAAAGUCACUCUUGUCCUCACCCUCCACGCUCGGAAUAAUGGCUUCUUACGCUUCUCCGAUCUCGAAUCCCAGUUCAGCCGCUACCCCGGCGGCAUUCGCUUCCAUUACAUUCCCGACGGCCUCCCCGGCGACCACCCACGCGGCGUAAUAGAACUGUUGGUUUCUUUAACGGCCACCGCUAAGCCACUGCUGAAAGAGAUGCUGCUCAUGGUCAAUCUCAAGGAGGCUGCGGCGCCGCCGCCGCCGCCGCCGAGGUGCGUCGUCCUGGCCGACGGGCUGUUGAGUUUCGCGAUUGAAGUGGCGGAGGAAGUUGGAGUCCCCUUUUUUUACUUUCAACCCGUGAUCGCUUGCGCCAUCUGGACUUCUCUUUCCCUCCCUCAACUCAUCCGAGGCGGUGAGCUCCCCCUAAAAGGAAGGGACAUGGACAUGCCAAUCACCAACGUUAAGGGCAUGGAAGGUUUCCUUAGAUACCGUGAUCUCCCUGCACAUUACCGACUUGAUGAUAUUGACAACGAUCCCAUUCUGCAAAUCUUCCUUCAAGUCUCGCAGAAUUGCACCAAAGCCAAACAUCACAUAAUCAAUACAUUUCAAGAGCUCGAGGGGCCGAUACUCGACCAAAUGCCGACCAUGAUUUCCAACGUUGUUUACGCCGUCAGACCACUCCAUGAAUUCCUUGUUGCCAAUGGCGGUAGUAUUCACGCUAUAAUGUCCAAUGGUGAUGAUCGUAACAGCAAAAACUGUUUGGAUUGGCUCGACAAUCAACCCCUGAAGUCGGUGUUGUACGUAAGCUUUGGAACCCUAACAAUGGUGAGCAGAGAAACCCUCAUGGAGUUUUGGCAUGGUUUGGUGAACAGUGGGCAGCGCUUCUUGUGGUCUUUGAACUCGUUGUUGGUGACCAAUGGGGAGAUUCCCGCAGAAAUCUUGACCGAUUCUGGAGAAAAGACUUGUGUUGUGGACUGGGCCCCGCAACGUGCAGUGCUAGGCCACUUUGCUGUUGCUGGAUUUUUAACUCACUGCGGGUGGAAUUCAAUUCUGGAGAGCAUAGUUUCUGGAGUGCCGAUGAUAGGUUGGCCAGUCCACGGCGACCAGCAAGUGAAUAGUAGGUACGUUGCGGAGGUAUUGAAGGUUGGCGUAGACAUGAAGGACACCUGCGACCGAACCAUAAUUGAGAAGAUGGUGAGGGAGCUUAUGGAAGAGCGAAAAGAUGAAUUCCUUGAAAGGGCUCAACACUAUUCGAAGUUGGCUAAACAAAGUGUGAGACAAGGUGGUUCAUCCUACUCUAACUUGGAACAUCUACUUGAAGAUAUAAGAAGAAUAUAAAUUUGUGCAUGUUAACUUGGUUGAGCAUUGGAGGGGAAUAUCAAGAUUGAGUUAAAGAUUGAAUGAUCUGAUCUUUGGUGUCUAUUUUACAUGGUUCAAACGUACAAGUAUAGUGAGAUGUAUCAAUUAUUAGUAUAACACCGAUGCCUAUAUCUUUGAAUAA